AUGGAGGACGACGCUGUGCCAGAGGGAAACGUCAAGAUCAUCACCGGUCCAUUUGACUAUCUCCGAGCGAUUCCGGGGAAGAACAUUCGAGGGCAGAUGAUAGGCGCGUUUAAUGCUUGGCUGGACGUUCCAUCAGCGAGCCUGGAUGUGAUUACGGAUGCCGUCAACAUGCUUCACAUCGCAUCCCUCUUGGUAGAUGACAUUGAGGAUGGCUCAUCGCUCCGGCGAGGUGUACCUGUUGCACAUCAUGUAUUCGGCACACCACAGACGAUCAACAGCGCGAAUUACGUGUAUUUCCGCGCGCUCCAGGAGGUGCAAAAACUGUCAAACCCGAGGGCGGUGGAGAUUUUCACCGAGGAGCUGCUGGAACUGCAUCUCGGCCAAGGAAUGGACCUGUUUUGGCGCGACACCCUCACUUGCCCGUCGGAAAAGCAGUAUCUGGACAUGGUGGAGAAGAAGACGGGUGGCCUGUUCAGGCUCGCCGUCAGGUUAAUGCAAGGGGAGUCACGAAAGGACGCUAUGCCGCCGAAUUGCAUGCCUUUGGUCAACGCCCUCGGCGUUCUCUUCCAGAUCCGGGACGAUUAUCAGAAUUUGACGGCCAAGGCCUAUCACGACAGCAAGGGGAUGUAUGAAGAUCUGACGGAGGGAAAAUUCUCGUUUCCUAUCAUUCACAGCAUCCGCCACGAUCCGUCAAACCUGCAACUUCUUAAUAUUCUGAAGAUGAAGACUACAGAUAUUGAGGUCAAGCGGUACGCUGUGAAGCGUAUCGAGAACACCGGAAGCCUCGAGUACACCCGGCGAGUGAUACUGGACUUGAUCUGUCAAGCACGGGUCAUGUGUGACGAACUUGGGGAGCGGAACAAGCAGAUGCAUGCUCUGUUGGAUAUGCUGGCGCUGCGAUGA
This is a messenger RNA of Purpureocillium takamizusanense, 903 nucleotides long. Its product is annotated as geranylgeranyl pyrophosphate synthetase. Bases 1 to 903 code for a protein of 300 amino acids. Gene Ontology annotation, molecular function: prenyltransferase activity. The transcript has a single exon. NCBI's taxonomy places the organism in Eukaryota, Fungi, Ascomycota, Sordariomycetes, Hypocreales, Ophiocordycipitaceae. Gene Ontology annotation, biological process: isoprenoid biosynthetic process. The record is from RefSeq and is a predicted model, not a curated record.